Molecule: messenger RNA, 780 nt
Organism: Fusarium musae
Lineage: Eukaryota; Fungi; Ascomycota; Sordariomycetes; Hypocreales; Nectriaceae
Exons: 1
Coding region: 1-780 (259 amino acids)
Source: RefSeq, a predicted model, not a curated record
AUGGUUUAUCUACCACCCAACCAACAUGGCAAUUGCUUCAAAUGCUAUCUUACCACUCCAUUCACAGAUGAUGAGCUGAAAGCUUUGAAGUCAAGGUUUGAGCGUGGCGCAUACUACAAAUUCGCUCCCUUGAUGCAAAUCAAAAUUAUGCAUGCACCAGACGAUUAUUUAGGCAAAUCGCAUCAAUACAUGCGUGCAAAAGAAACCGAAGCUGGCAACACAGAUCCAUUCAUCGUCGUUGACGAGGAAGCCAAGAGCAGACGCGCAGUCUGGUACAUUGACCAGUUCGCCACUGAAGACCAGGUUAACGACGGCGUGGCUGAGAGCACAGAUGUUGUUAUGAAGAUCCUCAUCCAGACCGAGUGUUUGGCCAUCAACUAUAUAUUCUACAUCACGGCCAAAUCGAGCAUCGAGGAAGGUCUUGACAAUUGCUCGGUGGAAUUACCCCUCACCAACGACUUUUAUCAGCCCGACCCGGAGGAUUGCGGCGGCCCAGACUUUGAGUAUCAGCAACCCCACCAACAUGUCUGGAUUGUUGCUGAACCAGGAGAAUUCGAAGAGAGCACCGAUCCUGAGCUGUUGAAUGACUUCUCGCCUCGUCCGGAUAAGGUAGUUAGGCUGAGGGAGGAUGCUGCCGAGCCAGUUGGGUUAGCCAGCUCUUGGACGGUUCCAGGCGAUGCAAAGCCUAUUGAUCUGGCCCAAAGAGAGUUUCCCGAGGGGAGUGUUGUUUUGCAGCAAAAGUAUAAGCCCUGUUUUCCAUGGCCAGCAGACUCACUUUGA